AUGAUGGGUGUGUUAAAAAGAAUUGGCUGUUUUUUGUUUGAAAAUAACACCCUUCCCACUAUCAACACGUUCAUAAUUCUGGACAUAAUUUUAAGAAUAUUAAAAAUUCGAGGGAAUAAAAAACAAGAAAAAAUAAAAAAGAACAAUAAAAAAAAAAAAAAAAAAUUGAAGAGAGCUUUAUUAUUAACAAAUAAAACUUUAAUAGAUAUGUUUCCCCCAGAUUAUGAUUUCAUAUUAAACUUUUUAAAUAAUUCCUUAUAUAAAAUAGAUGAUAAUAAUAAUAAUAAUAAUAAUAAUGAUGAUGAAAAUAUUUGGACUGUGAAUAAAAUAAAGAAUUCUAAAAAUUUAUAUCGAAAUUAUAAAGAUAAUAAAAAAUAUAAUAUAAAAAAUAAUAAUCAAAAUGAAGAAAAAAAUUGUGUAUUUACAAAUGAGAAUAAUAUAUCUUCUAAUGAUAUGUAUAAUAAACAUGUUUGUAAUUUAAAAAAUGAUAAUAAUAGAAAUGAUAAAUUUGAUAAUCUUCAUAUAACUAUCGAUGAAUUAAAAGAUAUUUUAAAUUAUAUACAUAUAAAAUAUAUUGAUGAAGAAAAUUAUUUAAUAAAUUUAUUAUAUAAAUUAAAUGAACAUACAAAAUAUAAUAUUAUAGUAAUAAAUAUUAGUUUCUUUUUUAUAAAAGAUGAAAAAAAAAUCAAAAUAUUUUUAGAUUAUAUAUUAUCAUCUACUUAUAAAAAUAUGACAAAAGAAAUUACAAUGAAAAAUAAUGAUAAAAAUAAUUAUGAUCAUAAAAAUGAAUAUUUGUCUAAUACUAAUAAUCUUAUUUAUUCUAAUAUAGAAACUGAAAUAUCUGAUCGUCCUUUUUAUAAAAAUAUUGUAAAUAUUUAUUUUCAUUAUUCUUAUUUUAUUAAUUUCUUUCAAUACCUCAACAAGGUUAACCAUUCCACCUUAACAAGUCAUAAUAUUAAAAAAAUAAAAACAAAAAAAAAAACAAAAAAAAAAACAAACAAAAAUAAAAAUAAUAACAAUAAAAUUUAUCAUAAUAAUAAUAUUAUAUCUGAAUCUCCAAAUAAAUGUAACACCAUUUCUUAUCUUCAUCAUUUUGAUGAUGAUGAAAAAUAUAAUUAUGUAGAAAGAAAAAAUAAAAGAAGUUAUUUCACAUAUUUAUUAAGACAAAAUCAUAGUGCUAAUUUAAAUACUGCACACAUAACACAUGAUAAAAAAAAAAAAAUUAAAAUGGAACAGGAAGAAAAAUAUGAAUAUAAUGAAAACAACAAUAAUAUAAAUGAUAAUAAUCAAAAUAAUAGUUGUUAUAAUAAUAUCUUUCAAAGUCAUAAUAUCUGUAAUAAUAAUGAUUUAUCUAAUGUUUUAUCAUCCUAUCAAAAUCAAAACAAUUUCUUAUCAAAUAAACAAAUAAAUGCUACAGAAAAAAAUAUAGAAGAAGAAUCUACCAAGGGUUGCUUAUCAAUACAUUCAAUAAAAUUAAAAAAAAUUAAAAAUAAAAUAAAAACCAACUUAUAUUUGUUUGAUAUGAUUCCAAAAUCUAAUAUUUAUAAAAAAAUGUAUAUGGAUAUUAUAUUAAUGAAUUUUAAUCAUUUAUAUGUUAUAUCAAGGAAUAUAUAA
This is a messenger RNA of Plasmodium adleri (nom. inval.), 1614 nucleotides long. RefSeq names its product conserved Plasmodium protein, unknown function. The record is from RefSeq and is a predicted model, not a curated record. The transcript has a single exon. The coding region runs from base 1 to 1614 and encodes 537 amino acids. Lineage: Eukaryota; Apicomplexa; Aconoidasida; Haemosporida; Plasmodiidae.